This is a messenger RNA of Polychytrium aggregatum, 2280 nucleotides long. RefSeq lists its product as uncharacterized. NCBI's taxonomy places the organism in Eukaryota, Fungi, Chytridiomycota, Chytridiomycetes, Polychytriales. Bases 103 to 2016 code for a protein of 637 amino acids. The transcript has 9 exons. Gene Ontology annotation, cellular component: NuA4 histone acetyltransferase complex. Gene Ontology annotation, molecular function: protein binding. The record is from RefSeq and is a predicted model, not a curated record.
UGUUGCUUGUCGAUCGUCCGCCAUUCGCUCUCUGCUCUCAUCAGGCCAUGUCCUGUUGAGCAUCCGGCCGUUCUCCAACCCCACGGCGUCGGCUUGGCCUGCAUGGAUGCUCUGCUUGCAUCACUGCUCAGCCCCGCUCUUCUCUCUGCCACCAUGAACCCAAGCCAAUCCGCUGGAUCGGCGUCCGCUGCCCAGUCCGUGUCCGUUGUCCUCCCUGCAUCCGAAUGGUCGAUCCUCGAAUGGCUCAGUUUGGCCGAGGCCGUCCAUCAAUGCGGAUUCGAGCACUGGAACGAGGUCUCCCGCGCCUUGCAGAAAGUACCGAUCUUUGACAGGCAGCCGUCCUUUUACUCGCCCCAGGGAUGUGCCCAGGAAUAUCGGCUCCUUGCCGACUUUUUCUGUCCCAAUCGCGAUGGCGCACAAAAGGCCGAGCAAGUGCUCAAGAUCGUUGCACGGAAGCUGAAUGAGCUGCGGGUCACCGAGAUACAGCAGUCGCUACACGAAAUCGACUUGACGAUACGCAAAAUCAACCAGAAUGUCAUCGACAUCAAGUCUGGCAAUCUCGACGAAUACUUGCUCACGACCAACCAGCAGAAACAAGCCGCUGCCGCUGCCGUGGCCGCUGCUGCAGUCGUCCGGCAGCUGGCUGCAUCGACGACACAAGCCUCGCUGCAUCCUUCGAACCUGGGGCAGCUGAGUGCCUCGACGCCGUUGAUGGGAUCGACGCCGCCUCUCCUCUCCGUCCUCGCUGGCGGUACUGGCCAAAUGCCUUCUGGUUCCAACACACAUGCAACUCUCUCGCAUAGCCACCAUGCUGUCGCCGGUACCGCUUCCCUCCCCACGGUUUCCCCCACCUCGGCUCUCCCGGCCCCAGUUCCGGCAGCUAUACCCAAGGCCAGUGCCAAGCCUGGGCUUCUGCCGACCCAAACUGCAGCAGCCACACCCAGCAACAAAAGCUCGGCUGCCUCGUUGUCGGCUUCAGCGCCUGCGAGUACUCUGCCGAUGUCGGCCGAGCUUGGCAAUCUGGCAUCGCAAAAUACCCACGUCCCUCUCAAAGUCGAGCCGUCGGUGCCGCCCCUGCGCACGGGCCAGUCGCUUGCGUCGAUAGCGGCUGCCAAGAGCGACGUUCCCAUCAAGGAGUCCCUGCGGGCCUCGGUGGGUGCCCUGGCCGCAACGAUGCAGUCCAUCAGCGGAGCCAAGUCCACCAGUGCGCUGGCCAUCAAGCAGUUUGCCAACAGCCUCGCUGAAUCGCCCAAGGAAAGGGCAUUCGUCUCGUCACAGAGACAGGCUUCGUCGCAGCUCAGACAACUUGCCAGCCUCACUGCUGCACCGCCGAUCGAGCAACCAGGCAGCCGCCCCUUGCUCAAGGCCGAGGACAGAUCCGAAAUCAAGCGCGAUGAGCCCACUCGGACUGCUCAACUUGCCCAGCUUGCCCAUGCCGCAUCCGAGCGACCCGUGGCCGACCGAAAACCGCCUCCGGAGCCAUCGGUGUCCAAGAUAGGGAUCGAAAGCGAGAGGGUGAAGCGCAAGGCCUCGGAUGCCACCGAAGGCGACAUCUCCGGACCAGACACAUCUGACAGUGGCAGCCUCCCAGCCGAGAAGAAGAGGGCCAUUGGCGCAACGCCAAAGAAUGCGGACGAGAACAAGCGGAAGGCAUGGAAGCGCACGGCACUGAUGAUCUGGAGCAAGAUUGCCGACCACCGCUGCGGCAAUGUGUUCAUGCACCCGGUCAAGAAGGAGCACGUGCCGGACUACUUUGAUAUCAUCAAGCAGCCGAUGAACCUGGCGACGAUCAAGAACCGGAUCCGAGACGGCGAAAUCACCACCAAUGCAGAGUUCCACCGAGACUUGCUGCUGAUCCUGAACAAUGCCCGGCUCUACAACCGCGAAGACUCGGAGAUCUACAAGCACACGACCGAAAUGAACGACUAUGUCGAGGCCGAGAUGCGGACGCUGCUGUACUGCACCGAGGAGUAUGCCGGCCGCCGCUCGAAUGGCUCUGCAACGCCGCUCGAUUAAAUCUGAGAUGCGACGGGAGGUGGAUCCGUGGGAGGCGAGCGAGCCGGCCAUUGCUCAGAGGGGAUCAUCGCCACAUGCAAACACCCGUAUUGCAACGGAGGAGCCAGGCGAGGCGAGCAGGGAGGAAAACAGUAGCCGGCUCCGAGAUGGAUCAGUAAAUACAGCGAGGCUUUGGCCGCGUAGAUGCUGCUGCCGAACCUGCCCCAUCGACGGUGUUGUGUCUCUCCUGUGCUGCUGCCGCUCUCCCGGCCAAACUGCCUCCGC